UUGCUGGUCACUCAGGAUCCGAGGCGCAGAAUGCAAGUGCCUAUACACACGUCAGACGUGCGCGAUCUCGUCAUUCACUCGUCCGGUCGAUUAGUGCUUACUGUCGCGUUUGAUGGCAAGCUUGUUUUGACCAGCAUUCAAGACAAGAAGGUGGCGGCGCAGGUGGCACUCCCCCCAGGCCGGCGCCAGGGCUGGUCCUGCAGCUUUAGCGAAUCGGACCCCUAUGCAAUGUUCUGUGGGUUUCAAGACGGCACUGUGGUCAAGUACGACAUGAGAAAAUCGUUUGCAGGCGACCAGGCGAUCGUCAAGAGCUUUUCACUCCCCGAACGGCAGCCCGUGCACUCUAUUAAAUUAUUUUGCAACCACGACGGACCGUAUACCGAGGGGCUCGCAGCAGCCACAUUCCGCGGGCUUUCGGUGUGGAGAAGUGUUGCAGAUGCUCCGCCCACCGCUAAUGGACCGGUGGGCAAUGGAUCAGUCGCUGCAACGCCGUUUUCGCACGUGCCGAGUGACCAGGCAUGCUUCUCGCUAGCGUCGAACCAGCUGCACCCGGGCCAAGUAGUGAUGUCGUCACGAGCUACUCCGACAAAACACAGCGUGUUCGACCUUCGAACGGUUGGGGGAGGGCAGCUGGCACCACGAGUGGAGUUUGGGGGCCACAAGGCGGCGUCCGUCUUGUCCCGGUCGGCGAUGUGGUCGGAGGCUGACGGCACCUCUGUGGUAGCCUCGUGGUCGCAAGAUGUCGAGCGUGUGAUGUUGUGGAACGUCGCUAACCACCGCGAAGCCCGUGGCCCGGAGCCAACGUCGCUGAGUGUGGCUGGCGCGUCCAUGCCGGUGGUGGACAUCAAGCAUGCCGUCGCGAACGGCAGCUGGAGCGCCGGAGGCUCUGCUCUCUUCGGGACGAUGACGUCUCGGCAGCUGUGCGUGCACCGCUCGGGCGGA
Phytophthora sojae is the source of this 942-nucleotide messenger RNA. RefSeq lists its product as hypothetical. Gene Ontology annotation, biological process: protein ubiquitination; interstrand cross-link repair. Lineage: Eukaryota; Oomycota; Peronosporomycetes; Peronosporales; Peronosporaceae. Gene Ontology annotation, cellular component: nucleus. Gene Ontology annotation, molecular function: protein binding; ubiquitin protein ligase activity. The annotation marks the transcript as partial. The transcript has a single exon. The record is from RefSeq and is a predicted model, not a curated record.